CAUCGAACCACCUCUGGACAAAGCCUUAGCUUUUCGUCUUGGGUCCCAAUUCCUCCCUCUCUCUCAGAUCUCCUCUCCUCUAUAAAAACAAGUGCAGGAACCCACUUACUCAUCAAAAUCAUCAUUGCCUCCAAAAGUUUCAGACUCUCUAAUGCUCACUACGCAACCCAUUCAAGAAUCCAGCACAGUCAUUCUCUCCAUGGCCAGUACAAGCCGGGAACAGGUGAAAGUGGUGAUUAUUGACACUCGAUAUGUUGUAACUGAUCCUUUGAGCUUCAAGUCAGUGGUUCAGAAUCUUACUGGUAAAGAUUCUUGCAUUUCUUGGGUAGAAGAGAGCUCGUUCGCCGGUGGAAAGAGGAAAAGAGAAGCUGAUACUAAUGAAAGUUCGGAUGUUGCUGUUAGUGGUGUUGCUGGUGUCCACGCUGCUGCUGCUGCUGCUGCUGCUGAUUGGAAGUUACCAAAAGGAUUGUCGUUUAAAGACUUGGAUAAAAUGAUUCUGGAGCUGCCUCCAAUGGAGGAGUGGCACCAGCUGUGGGUUCAGAAUAAUUUACUUUAAUUUUGUAAUUUACAUUUUUCUUUAGGUAUAUGUAAUUCGCUGUAGGUUAAUUUCAUAUUUUUUCUUUUGGGAGAAUAGUGUGAUUUUAAUCCGUUGUUUGUAGAAUGGGCGGCUAUCCAUUCUUUUAAUGACUCCUACGGAUAAAAUAUCUGUGAUACUCGAUCCAUUCUUUCAAGUUUAUAUACAGCGAUGUUUUUUUUUUUUA
Molecule: messenger RNA, 761 nt
Organism: Hevea brasiliensis (rubber tree)
Lineage: Eukaryota; Viridiplantae; Streptophyta; Magnoliopsida; Malpighiales; Euphorbiaceae
Product: VQ motif-containing protein 1-like
Exons: 1
Coding region: 152-556 (134 amino acids)
Source: RefSeq, a predicted model, not a curated record